Molecule: messenger RNA, 1412 nt
Organism: Hibiscus syriacus
Lineage: Eukaryota; Viridiplantae; Streptophyta; Magnoliopsida; Malvales; Malvaceae
Product: probable trehalose-phosphate phosphatase D
Exons: 11
Coding region: 196-1293 (365 amino acids)
Biological process (GO): trehalose biosynthetic process
Molecular function (GO): trehalose-phosphatase activity
Source: RefSeq, a predicted model, not a curated record
CAAUAUUUAUUAUUUUUCUCUUUAUUUAUCUGUUUUUUUUUGUUCUCCUCUCUAUGCAUUUGCUUAUUUAAAAACCUACCAUUGGCUGUCUUCGUUGUCCUAAGAUCUCACACAUUGCCAUCUUCUCUGCUUUCUUUCAGACUCUGUUUCUCUCUAUACUCUCUUCAGAUAAACCAGAAGAAGCUAAGGGAAAAAAUGGCUAACCAACAAAAUGUAGUGGUUCUUGAUGUGAUAUCGCGUGGAGUUAGGAAUGUGUUGCCUCCAUCAUCUCUUCCAGUGCCCAAGUCCUUUUCACCUCAAGACCUUAAGAUGCUACUGAUGAAGAAGUUGGAAACUGAAAAAGGAGGGGCUAAAAUCAAUGCCUGGUUGGAUUCCAUGAGAGCUUCUUCUCCAACUCGUAUCAGGGCUUCUUCCUUACCAGAAACCGACGACCGAAGCUCCUGGAUUGUUCAUCAUCCCUCGGCUUUGAGCAUGUUUGAGCAAAUAGUAGCUGCAUCAAGAGGGAAACAGAUUGUCAUGUUUCUUGAUUAUGACGGCACAUUGUCUCCUAUUGUCGAAGACCCGGAUCGAGCUUUCAUGCCUAAAGAGAUGAGAGCAACCGUAAGAGAUGUGGCGAGAUAUUUUCCGACAGCAAUCGUGACCGGAAGGUGCAGAGACAAGGUUUACAGCUUUGUGAAAUUAGCUGGACUUUAUUAUGCUGGUAGCCAUGGUAUGGACAUCAAGGGACCAUCUAAAAGUUGCAAAUACAAGAAAGGUAAUGAGGGAGUUCUUUUCCAGGCUGCCAGUGAAUUCUUGCCCAUGAUUGAUGAGGUUUACAGAGUUUUGGUAGAGAAAACAAAAUCCAUUCUAGGAACCAAAGUGGAAAACAACAAGUUUUGUGUCUCCGUACACUUUCGCUGCGUCGAUGAAAAGAGUUGGGUUUCCCUAGCCGAACAAGUUAGAUUGGUGCUCAAUGACUACCCUCAGCUUAAACUAACUCAAGGCAGGAAGGUAUUAGAGAUCCGACCCACCAUCAAAUGGGACAAAGGAAAAGCCCUUGAAUUUUUAUUGGAGGCUCUAGGUUAUGCCAAUUCAAAUGAUGUUUUACCGGUCUACAUUGGCGAUGAUCAAACCGAUGAAGAUGCCUUCAAGGUUUUACGCGAAAGAAGGCAAGGGUUUGGUAUUCUUGUUUCCAAAUUACCCAAAGAAACAAAUGCUUCAUAUACUCUCCAAGAACCUUCUGAGGUUAAUGAGUUUUUGAGGCGUUUGGUGGACUGGAAAAAGUUGUCACCCAGAGCUGCUAAAUGUGCUUAGUUUUACGCAUUAUGUGGAGGGUGGAAGCAAUUAAUUAAUAAUGUAUUUUCUCGGUCUAUAGAGAGAGCUCCCAAUUGUAAUUAGCUAACUACCAUCAUGUUCAAGAGGCUGUAAUUGAA